Molecule: messenger RNA, 1575 nt
Organism: Actinia tenebrosa (Australian red waratah sea anemone)
Lineage: Eukaryota; Metazoa; Cnidaria; Anthozoa; Actiniaria; Actiniidae
Product: cannabinoid receptor 2-like
Biological process (GO): G protein-coupled receptor signaling pathway
Cellular component (GO): membrane
Molecular function (GO): G protein-coupled receptor activity
Source: RefSeq, a predicted model, not a curated record
GUGAUGCAGGCAUCUGUUCCAUAAAAAAGUAGUUGGUUAGAGCAAGAGAUUAAAAGGCAUGUGAAGGUCGUUUCCUCAAACCUUGAGUUGCUUCUUCUUUCAAUUGUCCUCAAAUUUGUUACGUAUUUUAGACUUGAGCAUAGUAGAAACAACAGUUUUUAAAUGUGAGAACAACUGGAAAGUCCUGAGUUUCUUCCAAAACCCAAGGGGCUUGCAUUGAGCUGCGAGUAUCGAGAACCACAACAAACUGGUCCAGUGAAGAUCCCAACAAAGUAAGACAAGAAGACUGGAAGAUAGUUUAGAAAGGAAAGACUGUGAAAACAAUAUGAACAUAAGUCAGGAUUUGCAGAACUGUCCAGGUAUGACAACGACAAUUGCUCACAGUCUUAGCAGCAGAAACUUUGUUCAAAGCAUAACUAUUGACGUUAUUCUAAAUGGCAUUCUUAGUAUUUCUGCAACUUUUGGAAAUACAAUGAUUAUAGUGGCCAUCUUGAGAUCCCAGAACCUACAAACGCCRUCCUACUUACUGAUAACAAGUUUAGCCUUCACUGAUCUCCUGGUUGGUUUAGUAUUUCAUCCAUUCCAGAUAAUUUKGGGCACCUACUACUUGCAGAAAAAUUACAAGAGAUUCUGCAGAUUGGCUAUACUGCACAUUUUCCUUUUGUCUUAUUUUGGUUUUGUUUCUCUGGUGAUGGUCACAUGYAUCAGUAUAGACAGAUACUUGGCGCUUACCCUAAGACAUCGAUACACCAUUAUUGUCACCAGGAAACGAGUCCGCUCAUCGAUCGUUAGCUUAUGGAUCUUUGCUGUGUUGUUAGCAUCUUUAACAUUAAUAGAAAAUUCUGUGGGUUUUUUGAUGAAAGUGGCAGUCAUUCUAGCCUCAGUCCUCUUAUUAGUCAUCUUAUAUUGCUACAUCAAGUCUUUCAGAGCUCUCCAUCUUUACACAGUCCAAAUUCACAUCCAACAACCAAACCCGUUAGCUGGUAACUUUGAUGUUGCCAGAUACAAGAAAACUUUGAAGACGAUGCUUGUGGUACUAGGAUGUCUUCUUUCGUGUUAUUUACCCCUGGUAUGUUCGAUUGCAGGUCAAAUGGUUUUUAAAGAGGAGCCAGUUACUAUGUUUUAUUUUGCAGCGAUUACUCUGAUGUGUCUUAAUUCCAGCAUAAACCCAGUUAUUUAUUUGAUAAGGUUUGGGGAUAUUCGUAACGCGAGUCAAGAAAUGUUGAGGAUUUUCAUACAGUCAUUGAGACAUCGCCAUUAAUAAAUUUCUGUUUUUUAUGACGGCUCGAUUCUGUUCGUUGCCAAUUCUUUUGCUCUAACAGGCGUUAAGCUGUAGCUGUACUAAAGGGAUAAAUGGGGAGAGUACCUCUUGUGUAGUGCAUAAAAUGUCGGUGAGAAAACUGAAAAAGGGGAUCCAAAACAUUGAUUUGUAUACGACAGUCUUAACAACCAAGUGUUUUAUUUGAAAAAGAACAUAUAUGAGUUUGGAUAGACAGGUGUCCAAGGUUAUUAGUCAUGUGUAAGUAAAACACCGACCGCGUAGACAAGAAUUAUCAAUAGCGAAGAUUGUUUAUU